Messenger RNA from Racocetra persica, 249 nucleotides. The record is from the annotation of a GenBank genome assembly. Lineage: Eukaryota; Fungi; Glomeromycota; Glomeromycetes; Diversisporales; Gigasporaceae.
ACGUUCGCCUCUUUUAACCGAACUAAAGUUCCUUUGGACAAAGAAUGGGUUGAACUUGCUACAAAGGAAUUAAAGGGUAAAGAUCCGGAAAAAGUGUUAACAUGGCAUACCGCAGAAGGAAUAGAUGUGAAGCCUGUUUAUACAAAAGUGGAUGCUGAACUCAUUAAAGAUGAAAUCCCGGGAAAAUUUCCUUUUACAAGAGGUCCAUACGCUUCUAUGUAUACAGCGAGGCCUUGGACUAUUCGACAG